Alternaria burnsii is the source of this 1890-nucleotide messenger RNA. RefSeq names its product gpr1 fun34-class plasma membrane protein. The transcript has 7 exons. Gene Ontology annotation, molecular function: triose-phosphate isomerase activity; acetate transmembrane transporter activity. The coding region runs from base 1 to 1890 and encodes 629 amino acids. The record is from RefSeq and is a predicted model, not a curated record. NCBI's taxonomy places the organism in Eukaryota, Fungi, Ascomycota, Dothideomycetes, Pleosporales, Pleosporaceae. Gene Ontology annotation, cellular component: plasma membrane.
AUGCCGCCCAUCGCUCGACCCCGCCGCCUCGUCGGCGUCUCGCUGAAGAUGUACUUCGACCUGCCCAGCACGCUCUCCUACAUUCGCGGCGUCUUGCAACUCGACGGAGACGCCUGGAACGCGCGCAUAGAUCUCUUCGUCAUUCCCGACUUCGUCUCCCUCACCGAGUCUGCCCGCAUCCUCGAGCCCUCGUCCAUCAUCCUGGGUGCGCAAGAUACCUUUUGGGAAGACAAGGGCGCAUACACAGGCGAGGUCAGCCCGCUGGUGCUACGCCAGGCAGGAGCAAGGAUAGUAGAGAUUGGCCAUGCUGAGCGCAGAGCCGCAUUCGGUGAGACGGACGAGACGGUCGCGAACAAGGCUGGUGCAGCAGCAAGAAACGGCCUGAUACCGCUGGUGUGCAUUGGCGAGAAGACACACCACAGCGUCGCAUCGGCAGCUGUGGGUGCAGCUAUACAAGAAUGUAAACCCCAGGUCAUGUCAGUGCUGGCUGCAGUGCCGGACGACACCGAGGUGAUACUGGCUUACGAGCCCGUGUGGGCCAUUGGCGCAAAGGAGCCCGCUGACCCCGACCAUGUUGUGAAUGUGACAAAAGAGCUUAGGAACAUGGCUGCUGGUAGGACCGGGACCACGAGGAUUGUCUACGGAGGGAGCGCUGGGCCCGGCACCUUUGCCAAGAUUUCCGAAGGCGUUGACGGCUUGUUCUUGGGUCGGUUUGCGCAUGAUAUCAAGAAUUUGAACAAGGUCAUUCAAGAGCCUUCUAUGUCACGUUACGAGACUUCAACAUCUACUACCACGUCCUCGACCGGUCAUCAUCAUUACGAUACCUCUAAUUCUAAUAACAACUCCAACGGAAGCGGUCUCUUUGACAACCACGUCGCGUGUAUGACUUCCAAUCACGAUCACAAGUACGCAACGAACGACGCCCACCUCGGCGCGACUACAGCUAGAGACGCAGAGACUCUAUCAGCUGGAUCAACUGCGAGAAACGAGUCAACGACUAGAAUGAUGGACGGGCCCAACGCUUUGGAGAAAGACUUCUCUCGGCAAGAACCUUACGGCAAUGGAUAUGGCGGACAAACGCACCUCGACGCCUCGGUCGAUUCUGGUACUGCAUUGCAUCAGAUCCGGACAGCGGGUAGUAUCUCGAUCUCUCCAGAGCUAUUUGAGAAACUAUAUCUGUCACCACCAAACAAAGUAAAAGGAGAUCUGCGGAAGACAUUCGGUAACCCGACGCCUCUUGCUCUCAUCGGCUUCCUGUUGUCCUUGCAUCCUUUGAGCAUGACCCUCAUGGGAUGGCGUGGUGCUGGUGGAAGUGGAGCGGCAAGCACCGGAUGGUACUACUUUGCGGGUGGUCUGCUCAUGAUUCUCGGUGGUGUUGGUGAAUGGAUUCUUGGCAACACCUUCCCCUUCGUUGUCUUCUGUUCCUUCGGUGCCUUCUGGCUUGGUUUCGCUGCCACACUCCAACCCUUCUACAACUCAUAUGGCGCGUACGCCAAUGCGAACGUCGCAGGCAGCACAGGUCUAGAAUCUGUUGGCUUCAACGUCGGCCUUGCAUAUUUCCUCAUCAUGAUGGGCCUUCUAUGCCUAGUCUACCUCAUCUGCUCCAUCCGCACGAACUUGAUCUUCUUCCUUAUCUUCUUCACUCUUGUGCCCGCUUUCGGCCUUCUGGCGGGCAGCUAUCUCCAGGCUGCAAACGGUCGAGCAGCUCUUGCUGCCAAGCUUGCUGAGGCUGCUGGUGCAUUCUGCUUCGUUACCUGCCUCUGUGGUUGGUACAUCUUCUUAGCCAUUAUGCUGGCUAGUGUCGACUUCCCUUUGGAUCUUCCUCUUGUCGAUCUUUCGAGCGUAGUAAAGGGCGCCAGCGAGAAGCGCAAGGUGGAUCACAUGGAGUAG